AUGACCGUAUCCUAUAAUUUGGACGUUUCAUCAGUAUCCUACUUCACAUUCUUCAAACUACUUUUUCGAUGGCGUGGUUCGAUAUACAAAUCGAUCUUAGCUGACCUGAUCGCAUGGCUUUGCGGUUACUAUGCAGUAUUUCUGAUCUACAGGAACGUUCUAGAUGGCGAGGCUAAACGAAAAUUCGAAAAUAUAGCAGAAUACUGUGAUGAGAGGUUGGAAUACAUUCCGCUCACAUUCAUGCUUGGAUUUUUCGUUACAAUCGUCGUUGAUCGAUGGAGAAGUAUUUUCCAGAAUAUGGGAUGGAUAGAAAAGUGA
Messenger RNA from Angiostrongylus costaricensis, 318 nucleotides. The record is from the annotation of a GenBank genome assembly. Lineage: Eukaryota; Metazoa; Nematoda; Chromadorea; Rhabditida; Metastrongylidae.